Molecule: messenger RNA, 1900 nt
Organism: Setaria italica (foxtail millet)
Lineage: Eukaryota; Viridiplantae; Streptophyta; Magnoliopsida; Poales; Poaceae
Product: glutamic acid-rich protein
Exons: 9
Coding region: 115-1560 (481 amino acids)
Cellular component (GO): nucleus
Source: RefSeq, a predicted model, not a curated record
GCGUGUUCCUCCUGCGCCAAGACCGAAAACGGCAGCAGUAAAAAUUUCAAUCAGCGCGAGAGCGAGCGACGGGGACAGCAGCAGCCGCAGGCGGCGGCCACCACCGGGCACCGCAUGGGCUCCGACGCCGAUACCUCCGCGGGGGCGGCGCGGGAGAGGGAGGCGGAGAUCGAGAAGGCCAUGCGCGCCCGCGUCCCAGACUUCAAGAAGCAGGCCGAUUCCUUGACCCUUGAAGGAGUUAGGAGAGCACUGGAGAAGGACCUAGGUUUGGAGAUAUAUUCACUUGAUGCACACAAAAAGUUCAUAAAGCAAUGUGUAGACAAGGUUUUUGCUGAAUCUGAUGAUGAAAACACAAAUGAUAAUGCAUCAGAGGAUGCUGAAGCUAAAGAUGAUCAUUUAUCCAAAGAAGGAUCGGAUGAUGCUAAACCAACACCUGUUUCAAACAAAACAACCUCCAGUGCUGAUGCUCAAGUCGUAAAAUCUAGUGAGACAGGAAAAGAUCCUGAGGAAGAAAAGGAUAAAAUUUCCAGCAGUGAUAUUAGUGAAGACAUGAUAAAAGAAGCCAUUGAAAAGAGGGCUUCUUAUUUUAGAAAGAACUCAGAAACUCUUACUUUGCAAGGAGUACGCCGUACUUUGGAAGAAGAUCUCAAGCUUCAGAAGAAAGCUUUAGAUGCCUACAAGAACUUUAUUACUACACAAUUAGACAAGGUUUUGCAAGAACCUGCCAAUGGAACAAAGAAAAAAAGUAAAAAGGGACCUCCCAUGGAUACUGACCGAAAAGCAAGUAAAGGCUCUAAAAGAGCCCGUGAAGACUCAAACAGCUCUGAAUUAGAAAAUAGCCAGAGUGAGAUGGAAGAUAGCGAUGAAGAUGCAAGGCCAAGAAAGAAAAGGGCAGAAAAACCUAAAGUCAUCAAAAAGCAGAAAAAAGUUCCAGAUGAGAAGAAACUGUCAACCCUAAAGGCUAAAAAAGUUGCAAAACAAGAUUCAGAUAGAAGUGCUGAUGAACAGGGUGGCAGCUCAGCAGAAGAGGAUAAUUCACGUUCAUCUGCUGAGGAAGAUAACAAGAGAAAACGACAACAGGCUCCAGCUCCAGCUCCAGCUUACGGGAAACAUGUAGAGCAUCUGAAGUCAAUAAUCAAGUCUUGUGGGAUGACUAUUCCACCUACUGUGUAUCGGAGAGCCAAGCAAGCUCCUGAGCACAAACGGGAGGCCUGUUUGAUAAAGGAGUUAGAGGAUAUGCUUGAAAAGGAAGGAUUGUCAAAAAAUCCUUCUGAAAAAGAAAUCAAAGCAGUGAAGAAAAGAAAAGAAAGAGCAAAGGAACUUGAGGGCAUAGACACGAGUAAUAUUAUCACUAGUUCUCGUCGCCGAAGUACAUCAAGCUUCAUACCCCUGCCACCACCACCUAAAAUAGAAGCUGAUAGUGAUGAUGAUGAAGAUGAUGAUGCGAAAGACGAUGAUGAAGAUGAGGAGGAGAAUCUAGAGGAUGGAGACGCAGGUGAUAAUGAUGAUGCAGAAGCUGGCGAUGGUUCUGCUGAUGAUGCUGCAAAGGACAGCGAUUGAUUCCUGCGCCAGAUAGGUGGAAUCAGUUCUGACCAUAUAGGUUCAGCUUCAUGUUGACUUUCGGCGAGUUGGCUGGGUUUCGUGGAUGCCUUUGGAUGUAAUCAGUUGUUCAGGAGCUUUAUCUUCUGAUGUUUAUUCAUGUGUGAUUGGAACAUUUGCUAGCUUCAGCUUCAGUGAAACAUCAGGGAACAGAUUGUUCUUGUAAUUAUGUACAACUCGCAGCAUCUUGUUCGUCGUGUAGAUGCAAGCGUCGCAGAAUUUUAAGUUAGCGGUAAUUAAGUACUGUAUUGAUUUAUUAGUUCUAAUCAAUAAACUUUUGUAGAUGAGGGAUUGAAAUUUC